Messenger RNA from Saccoglossus kowalevskii, 1893 nucleotides. It is a transcript of the gene Ypel1, whose product is annotated as protein yippee-like 1. NCBI's taxonomy places the organism in Eukaryota, Metazoa, Hemichordata, Enteropneusta, Harrimaniidae. The record is from RefSeq and is marked validated.
CGAAAAAUAAAUACAACAAUCUCCGCGCAAAAUAUUCAUCGAUGGCUGUCUGUCUGAACGUGAUUGAUACUAUUUCACCCUGAAUAACAAGCGUUUCACUCUUCGGUCCACGAAUUUGAGUAGAUGUAAUACGAAUUACUAAGCCAAGCCGAAGUUGAAGUGAAACAGUGACCGAUGUAGCCGUAUUUGUAACGCUGAUCACUAUUAGUGAACUGUUAACGUCAUUGGUGAUACAUUCGUGACUGUUGUUAUAGCAACUGCCUCUGUCCUAAAUACAUUGUCAUCUCACAUGCUGGGAGAAGACAUCGGCUGAUCAAAUAUCACAUAUCAGACCUGGUUGUAGUGACCUGAUAAAACUAUAAGAGACGUUUUCCCGCUCGCUUCAACAUUUUUAUCAAUUUAAUGUUCCAAACGCGUCUGAGGUGAUCAUCAGCCGGAACGAAGUGUCAAAAUGGUGAAGACAUUUCAAGCCUAUCUACCGGAGUGCCAUCGCAAAUACAGUUGUGUGCAUUGCAGAGCGCAUCUUGCAAAUCAUGAUGAACUCAUUUCGAAGUCUUUCCAGGGCAGUCAGGGCAGAGCCUAUCUCUUUAAUUCAGUCGUGAAUGUUGGAUGUGGUCCAGCCGAGGAGAGAGUCUUACUGACUGGCUUGCAUGCUGUCGCUGAUAUUUUCUGCGAAUGCUGCAAAACGACCCUUGGUUGGUACGAACAUGCCUUUGAAACAAGUCAGAAAUACAAAGAAGGCAAAUAUAUUAUCGAGUUGGCACACAUGAUCAAGGACAAUGGAUGGGAUUCUUGAAACUCAACACCAAUAUAUCUGUGUUUGCACUGAUUUCAAAAAACAAAAGCCAGUCAUUCAUCAAAGUGAGAAAGCGCCAUUUUCUGUGUAUAAACUAUGAAACAAUUCACUGAUGGUUGUCUGUCUGUUGGUGGUUCUCUUGAUGAUGUCCGUAACAUUGCUGUAAAGACUCGAUAUCGACUGGACUUCAUUCGUAUAUAUUUUUUUUCCCCAACAACUUGGUAACGUUCGCUGUGCCUAAUUGUGUGGAACUAAAGAAAGACAUUUUUUUUGCUAAAAGUUCUAUUUAUGUGAAGUUUUUAAAACCUCUUUCUUAUUUAUGAAAAUUUCAAACAAAAAGUGAUUAAUUGAAAAAAAAAGUGAUAUAUAUAUAUAUUUGUGUUUAUAUAUGUAUGGGGGCGUGUUUAAGGAUGACAUUACGAGAAUGUCAAACGAGAAGCGAGUUUAUUUAUAGAAAUAGCUGAAGAUGAGCUACACAAACGAUUCCCUUGAAAUGUAAGGAAGAUGUUGUCAUUCACCAAAAGGAAAACGCAAACUACCUGGAUUGGUCGAAACGAUUGUGGUUUGGAUACUCCUUUCAAGUUGCCCCAUAGCGGUGAAGUCAUAUCGACUGAAAUGGUAAUCAAUAGUUUGAUUUCUUAACACACCCUAUAAAGCUAUAGCUACCUGACUCGUAUAGAUUUACAGAUUUCAUGGAGUAAUCUCACUGAAAUUCCACAUGUGAAAAAAAAAAAAAAACAUUUACACCACAGCAUCAUUGAAAAGAAAUUAUGAUGUUUUUUCUUUAACCCUUUGAUACAUUUCUCUAUCUUUCGAAAAUUAUAAAAAAAACGUUUGGUACUGUAUUUGUUCUUUUAGUCGCUUAUAUGCUCACAAGGAUGACAGAGGUAUAUCUCAUCAAAUUAAAUCAUAUUUUAAGAUUUUGGUUUCUUAGAGAUGCAAUUAUAAUAGAACAAAUAUGGUAUCAGACAGGUUUCUAAAAAAUGAACCCCAUAGUAGAAUGGUAUAACCUUCUAUAUUUUUUUCUUUUAUCUCUGGACCAAAUCUCAGUGGUGAAGAAUUUAACAUUUCUGUGUUUGGCUUAAUGUUUUUUUUUU